Peniophora sp. CBMAI 1063 is the source of this 516-nucleotide messenger RNA. NCBI's taxonomy places the organism in Eukaryota, Fungi, Basidiomycota, Agaricomycetes, Russulales, Peniophoraceae. The record is from the annotation of a GenBank genome assembly.
AUGGACCACGCAAAACUCGCCAAGCUCCAGGCGCAAGCCGCCGCGAACCGCAUUGGCGGCAAGGGCUCGAUGCGCCGCAAGGUCGUCCACAAGCCCAAGGCGGCGGGCGGUGACGACAAGAAACUGAGCGCGGCGCUCAAGAAGCUCAACGUCCAGCCGAUCACCGGUGUCGAGGAGGUCAACAUGUUCCGUGAGGACGGCAACGUUUUGCACUUUGCCUCGCCGAAGCUGCACGCUGCCGUCAACGCGAACACAUACGCGAUCUACGGCGCCGGCCAGGUCAAGGAGCUCACCGAGCUCAUGCCGAGCAUCCUCAACCAGCUCGGCCCUGACUCGCUCGCGUCUCUCCGCAAGCUCGCCGAGUCCUACCAGUCGGUCCAGGGCCAGCAGGGCGGUGCCGAGGAAGACGAUGACGACGAUGAUGUUCCUGACUUGGUCGAGAACUUCGACGAGGUCGAGGGUGCGAAAGACGAGCCCGCGCCCGAGACCGAGAGCAAGCUCGAGGAGCUCAACUAG